Trichomonas vaginalis G3 is the source of this 501-nucleotide messenger RNA. Its product is annotated as RNA polymerase II transcription regulator recruiting protein. Gene Ontology annotation, biological process: regulation of DNA-templated transcription. Gene Ontology annotation, molecular function: RNA polymerase II cis-regulatory region sequence-specific DNA binding; DNA-binding transcription factor activity, RNA polymerase II-specific. Gene Ontology annotation, cellular component: nucleus. NCBI's taxonomy places the organism in Eukaryota, Parabasalia, Trichomonadida, Trichomonadidae. The coding region runs from base 1 to 501 and encodes 166 amino acids. The transcript has a single exon. The record is from RefSeq and is a predicted model, not a curated record.
AUGGAAGUCGACGAUUUAAGUUUAUACCGUACUAAAUUCUCCGCAGCUGAGGAUGAAUUGCUUAGGAAAACAGUCCAGAAGUUUGGCCCCAGGAAAUGGAAUUCAAUUGCUAAGCAUAUACCAGGGAGAACUGCUCGCCAGUGCAGAGAUAGAUUCCAGAACUACCUUAGCCCAGAUCUUAUCAAUGGACCUUGGACACAAGAGGAAGAUCAGCUCCUAAUUCAAAAAGUAAAUGAAUUUGGUCCAUGCUGGUCUAAAAUUAAUAAAUUCUUCGUUGGUAGGUCUCCAAAUAACAUUAAAAAUAGAUACAAUACACAUUUAAUAAAAAUCAAAAAUCAAACCAAAAAGCACCAAAAGAAGCUAGUUACAAAAGUCCAACCGGUAGAAACACACGAAGGAACAGAAUUUCAUGCAGAAGACGUUCUUACAUCCAAGAUUUGGGACGAAAUUAACACUCAAGAUUUCUUUUCACCUAAUUUUGAAUUGCUCUGGUUUGAGUAA